AUGCCCCAACCAUCCUCUGAGCAGCCUGCAAGAAAUUCUGUCAUCCAGGAGAAGAAUGAUCAUCUGAACCUGCAGGAUGUUGGAGACAAAGGCCAUACUGGGCGCAGGCGCGAGAACAACCCAAAGUCUGCUCGAUUAUCACGUAUACAAUUUCCAGGUCUUACACGGGGAAGGGAAAGCAGAGGGGCAUGGUUGACUUUGGAUCGCACCGUCUUUCAGAGCGUGACAAAAAAAGCUUCGGCCUCUCGGAUACUCGCUGCCACCCCGGCUGAUCUGCAACAUCAAGUCGAGACGGAUUUGGCGACACGUGUGCUUGACGAGGUCCACAAGACAUCAGCGUCGUUGGAUGAGGAGUCUUCGAGCUCGCUCCGAGAAUGCGGAUCAAGGAGCGAACGACCCAUCAGAUGCAUCGAGUGGAAUGGUCUGGGGAGGCUCUCAGCCUCACCAAGCCCCGGAGAAGAGCACUCGACGCUCGCAGCUGUGUUAAUAUUCUCCGGCCAGACUAGGGCAGCACCGAAGCCCCAUUCUAUGAUUGUGGCACCAGACGCUGCGACUGCGCAACCAUCAGACGGCAUAUCAAGAGACGAGCAGCUUCCUUCCGCUCCAAUGGCCGAGGUCAAGAGCUUGGUCGAAGAGCUGGGCAAGGACGUUGGGGUGCCCGUUUACGACAUAGACAGCCUGUUCGUCGACGAGUCUGACAGACACCAGCACAUCAACGAGUUUCUGAGCUUGCUGCGUCCUUCGGCGGAAAGGUCCUCGCCGAAAAGCGCGCUCGCGUCGAUAAAUGCUGAGGUUCAAGAAGCAGAAACGCUGAGCGGCAGGCCUAUGGUCUUCGAGGUCCACAAGCAUGCAUACACGAGAGACCUGCUCAUCGCCUUGGCUAGGCUUGCCUUUUAUCACGGGAGAGAAUAA
Ceraceosorus guamensis is the source of this 912-nucleotide messenger RNA. RefSeq lists its product as hypothetical. The coding region runs from base 1 to 912 and encodes 303 amino acids. NCBI's taxonomy places the organism in Eukaryota, Fungi, Basidiomycota, Exobasidiomycetes, Ceraceosorales, Ceraceosoraceae. The record is from RefSeq and is a predicted model, not a curated record. The transcript has 2 exons.